UCGACUACUCUGCUAAAUCCUAUUGGAAGAUUCGCGACGGUUCGCGUCCUUCAGCUGCGAAUCUCUGUGUACCCAAUUGCCAUGAACAAUGUGCUCAGGCAGAGAUGCGUCCACCUUUUGGAUGGUGACAUCCCGUCCCUGUACUUACGAUGCUAAUCAUCGCAGAGAAAAUCGCAACGGCGAGGACACUCGUUUUCAUGUUGUGGAAUAUAGUAAUAAACACGCAGUGUACGGCGUGCGCCCCAUAACAGCGGCUGGCCCACGCGAAUGUACGCAACAACGUCGGCCAUGGACUGACAGCUGUCGAUCCGCAAAGCGCAUGCUGAUGACGCUGCGCGGGAUUCCCCCCGACGUCCUUUGGCGGGGGGUAUCCACACUGUGUCUGGCAUCGCUGCGCAUAUCUUUUAGGGCUGAGCGUGACGCCCUAGGGUCGCACAUACUCUGUAUAUUGCGCCGGACUUUUGCUCGGUGAAGAUCGUCGAUCGACACGCAAAAAAAGUCUGCGAGGAUGUAUGCCACGGAUCUGAUGCGUA
Punctularia strigosozonata HHB-11173 SS5 is the source of this 533-nucleotide messenger RNA. RefSeq lists its product as uncharacterized. The record is from RefSeq and is a predicted model, not a curated record. Bases 89 to 472 code for a protein of 127 amino acids. Lineage: Eukaryota; Fungi; Basidiomycota; Agaricomycetes; Corticiales; Punctulariaceae. The transcript is spliced from 2 exons.